Homalodisca vitripennis (glassy-winged sharpshooter) is the source of this 4744-nucleotide messenger RNA. RefSeq names its product hypoxia-inducible factor 1-alpha-like. Bases 55 to 2796 code for a protein of 913 amino acids. The record is from RefSeq and is a predicted model, not a curated record. Gene Ontology annotation, molecular function: RNA polymerase II transcription regulatory region sequence-specific DNA binding; protein dimerization activity; DNA-binding transcription factor activity, RNA polymerase II-specific. The transcript is spliced from 13 exons. NCBI's taxonomy places the organism in Eukaryota, Metazoa, Arthropoda, Insecta, Hemiptera, Cicadellidae. Gene Ontology annotation, biological process: regulation of transcription by RNA polymerase II; cellular response to hypoxia.
GCGUCCACUCAGUGAGUGUUGAGCGCUGAACGGUGACAGUGGCAGUGGCAGUGGAUGAUAGUGACAGUCAGGGAUAGCAGUGCGAGUGCGAUGUGGCCCGCCGUACUCCCCGCCGGGUAUAUACACACCGGAUACAGUCCUGGAUAUGUUUCUGGAUACUGUCAACCACAACUACCCGUCGUAUCCUCCCAAGCCGAGAACUCUGAGCGGCGCAAAGAGAAGUCUCGAGAUGCCGCACGAUGCAGGCGCAGCCGAGAAACGGAGAUAUUUACUGACCUGGCACAAGCUCUACCAUUACCUCCCAGCACCAUAGCUACCCUAGACAAGGCUUCUGUAAUGCGACUAGCCAUCAGCUAUUUGCGGAUCCGCACAGUCCUCAGCACAAUUCCGAGCGAGGUGAUACCUGUAAAACCCAGCCCCACAGAUGAACAGCAUGAUUCCUUGUUUCUAAAGGCCCUUGAAGGUUUUCUUCUCGUUGUGUCAGCAGACGGUGACAUCGUCUUCCUCUCAGAAAAUGUCAGCGAGUACCUUGGGUUGUCACAGAUUGAGCUCAUGGGUCAGAGUAUCUACGAGGUAAGCCACCCCUGCGAUCACAAUGAGGUGAAGGAGAUUCUCACUGGUAAAGAUGCAGAGAGUUUACAGAGGACAUUUUUCCUGCGGAUGAAGUGCACGUUGACAAGCAAAGGCAGGAACGUCAAUCUCAAGUCUGCCACAUACAAGGUGAUACACUGCACUGGUCACAUGGUGAGCAGUGACGUGUCUGACAAAGACGAAGAUGUGAUGGAUACGGACUCUUCAGCAGGAUCUCAAAUGUAUUUGGUAGCCAUCGGAGAGCCCAUCCCUCACCCAGCCAACAUCGAGAUACCCCUGGGCCAGCAGACCUUUCUCAGCAAGCAUUCACUAGACAUGAAAUUCACAUAUGCUGAUGACAAAAUGGCAGAAUUCCUGGGCUACGACCCUGACUCUCUGGUUGGCAAAUCCAUGUUUGAGCUGUACCAUGCACAAGACAGUCAGGCAGUGGUCAAAUCAUUCAAAGACUUAAUAGCCAAGGGACAGACGCAGACCGGAAGGUAUCGGUUCUUGGCUCAUGGAGGAGGCUACGUCUGGGUGACUACACAGGCCACCCUGAUCUACAACAACAAGGGACACAAGCCUCAGAGUGUCGUCUGCGUCCACUUCGUGACCAGUGGGCUGGAGUGCAAGGAUGAAGUGUACUCGUGCAGUCAGCUGGAGAGUGGCGCUAUAAAGCGCGAAGUGGAGGUGAGGAAGGUGAUUGAGCCAGUGAGAAGUCAGGUGACAUCGGAGCAAGUGGUGCGCAAGGUGUUCGCUGUCCCGCCAGUGACUCUGCCAACCCCUCAGGUGGUCGCUGCCCCGCCGGUGCUCCCACCAACCCGACCUCAGGUGGUCACUGCCAAGAUUAUCGCCAGGUCCGCAACAGCCCCUCCGCCACAAGUCGGAACUGUCAGGCCCUUCAAUAAGCAGCCAGAGAGUCGACCACAAGUGGUCACCAGCAAGAUAUUCGCCCCGGCUCCACCCUCUGUCAGACCUCCACCGUUCCCCACUGGAGAGCCCUCGACAUCCCGGCCAGCACCUAGGCCUACGGCUGUGACAGCUAAGCUGUUCGCCAAACUGCAACUCAACCCUGAGACCCAACUACGUUCACAAAAACUUCAGCCUAACCCCGAGACCCAACCACGGCCUCAGAACGCAACUUCCAAGAUAUUCGCACCGCGAACUGAAGACAUGAACAAGGGCUUCCUCAUGUUCUCUGAUGACGAGUCUGGCCUGACAAUGAUGAAGGAUGAGCCAGAGGACUUGACGCACCUGGCACCAACUCCUGGAGACGUCUGUGUCCCACUGGUCGGGCCGUUGUUCAACGACAUGAUGUUGGACCACUUCAUGUUGGACCAGAACUAUGGACCUUUGCUCAGCGACACCAAGGAGAUCAGUCCUGCCAACUCUCCCUAUUUUUCCUACAGGGACGACUCACUGUCACCACCUCUCACACUUAGCCCAGGGGCUAGUAGCUUGCCCUCUCUACUGGAGGAGGACAGUCCAGCACUGGAAGAAGCCACAUCUAUGAACCAACUGUUGGGUCUGGACAUGAUGGACUCUCUGGACAGUGAGGACCUGGAAGUGAAGGCACCCUACAUCAGCAUGAGUGAGGGGGAUGACCUGCCGUUGCUAAUGUCUCACGAUCUCAUGUGGGGUGCUAAUGGAGCACACUCACCAGGAACCUCUCCCCUUCCUACCAAUGGGUGGUCGUCACCGCCACCGCUGGUGCUGGAGAAACCAGACGUGGAAUCAAGUUUGGCCAAACUGCUGCGCUCGGACACGUCGGGUUCGAUACGGGGCUUCUCCACAAACAGCUCGCACAGUACAUUCGCACAGAAGAAAGGUGAUGGAGAACGGCGGAAACGACCAGUGUCGGACCACUGUCCCGGAAGUGCCAGAACUGGCGCCAAACGGAGCAGACCAAGCACUGGCACGAUACCGCGGCCCGGUGUGUUGGACGGUGGGGGGAAACCACCCAACAGCGGCAGUGUCUUAAUGAACCUAUUGAAGGUGAUGACGGUGGAAGAGCCAGUGGACACGGGACCGAGUCGAGGACCAGGGCCGGAUUGGGGACAGCCCCGUCCUCUGUACCGCUCCCGCCUCAAGUCCCUCUCCUUGCUGGACCCCGACUGCCCCACCAAACUGAUGGACUUGACAGAGCAGGAUUAUGAUGUGAAUGCACCGGCAGAUGCCUUGUUGACAGGUGCAGAGCUGCUUACAGCAUUGGAUGUCAAUAUGUAAAUAUCCCUGUCAGUACAGUGUGUCAUAUAAUUGAAGGAAAUAAAUUAUUUUAAGAAAAUAGACUGGUUGUGUUUGUCCAACAAACAAACAGUGUUUACAAAAGUUUUAUUGUAAGAAGUAGAAAUGAAAAGACCACAGAUCGAGUUUGUAUUUAAAACAUUUUAUCCGUUAUUGUUAUUAAGUACACCAAAUUAGUUUGACAAAUUUUCUUAAUAAACUGUAAUUUCGUUGAACUGUUUACAAAUUUAUUUGUUUUCAUAUUUUUUGAAUAGAAACGCUUGAAUGUUUAUUGCUGAAGCAGAACAGAGUUUAGUACAAUUUUAAUUGUUAUUGAUUUUUGGAAACCUGAUAAGAUGGCUAAGGCAGGGUCUGGAUGUAAAUUGCAUUUAUAAAAAAAUUAACACCCUGCAAAAACUCUGUAAAUAGUGCAUUAUAGGAUGUAUAUACUUGUAGUAGUAAAGCAUUCCACUUACAUCUGGCCAUCAUUAGCUUGAUGCAUUUUUUAUUUUGUUUAUUGUAUUAUUAUUUUAGUGCCAACUACAUUACAUUCAUCUGUAUACGGUAGUAUAUGCUCUCUUUUAUCUUUGCAUAUUCCAUCUCAGUCUGUUUAAAAAGCUCAUCACAGGGUUACAAGAAUGUAAUUUGCUAUUUCCUUUAGAUACCCAUUAGCAUAUUCAUGUUAUGUUUUAGUGUAAUUAUAUAGUAUCAUUCUAUUAUUGUUGAAAAUAUAUAUAUUUUGUGUAUAGUAUUUCUUUGUACAAAGUUUUCUUCCUACUAACAUGGCUUAAUGUUGUAUAACAGUAUAUGAUAGAUAUUUUUACAAAUUUAUAUGUUUAAGCUAAUGGAUAAAGAGAAAAGGUAGAAGUUUAUGCUUCAAUUUAUAUUGUUUUUAGAUAGUACUCAGGUUAAUAAUGUUACUUAAUUUAAAAUGAUUUAAUAAUUUAUUUUAACAAAUAAAAACACAGUUGACACUGUUUGACCAAUUUUAAUUGCAUUUGAUUUUUAACGCAGAUUUAUUUGUAAUUGUAGAAAAAAAAUUUUAAUCCAACAUUGAAACAUCUAUACUUUAAUGUUUUCUAGCAAUCAUAUAAUGUGUAAAUUUUAGAUACAAUAUUUUUAGAUUAAUAGAACUAACAUAAGAUUUAUUUUUAUCAUGAAAUUUCCCUAAAAUUGUAAUGUAAGGAUCAAACUAUAUAAGACUGUGACUUUUAUAUUUAACAAGUGAAUCUCCCUAAAUUGUCUCUUCCAGUGUGGGGAACUUUGGCUGGGAACAACAUUACUUGCAUUUUAGAGUGAUUGACUAACUCCACAAGUCAUUUUGUUUCUUUAAAAUGACAACCGACCCAUUUCUAGAUUAAUGUUUGUUAUUCAUCUGUUUGUUUUGUUGUUUUAUUUAUUUAUUUUACCACUAGGUUGAUAAAUCCACUGCCAUUUUUGUUAGAUGAAGUUCAUUCAUUGUUCUUGUUGCUUUCAUUAUGUACUCUUAAAUGGGUUUAACUUUCGAAAAUUAGAGUUUUCAUGCUUGUUUAGUGUUGUUUGGUUUGCAGUUUUAAUUUGUGUUUUCCCAUUAAAUACCACAAUAAUUAGUGUUAUUGAAUAAAUUCAUGUCUUUCUUCAAAUUGCCUUUACCUUGGUAUAUUCUCUUUCAAAAUACUAGUCAAAUAAACGAUUUAGUUGUCAGUCAGUAUUUUUCAGUGGAAUUACAAAAGUCAACUAGUGCUUCUGCAAACAGUGAAUGUGCCCCAGUCAAAUGAAACCUGUCCUAUAGUUGUAUAAGAAUGUAGUGUAUAGACACUCACAACUUAGUCUGUUAAUUACUUGACUGUAGUAGAGGAGUUUAUAAGGGUAUAUCAUCAGAAGAAUCAAAUAACUUUAGUCUUAUUCUUGGGAGAGUUGGUUUUUGUGCAGUGCAAAUGUACAAAUUUUAAUAAAAGGUAAUUCAGACUAA